Messenger RNA from Mustela lutreola (European mink), 4380 nucleotides. It is a transcript of the gene G6PC1, whose product is annotated as glucose-6-phosphatase catalytic subunit 1. Gene Ontology annotation, molecular function: glucose-6-phosphatase activity. The transcript is spliced from 5 exons. Gene Ontology annotation, biological process: gluconeogenesis; glucose 6-phosphate metabolic process. The coding region runs from base 222 to 1295 and encodes 357 amino acids. Lineage: Eukaryota; Metazoa; Chordata; Mammalia; Carnivora; Mustelidae. Gene Ontology annotation, cellular component: membrane. The record is from RefSeq and is a predicted model, not a curated record.
GACAUGUUUGCAUCAACCUACCGGUGAUGCACCUUUGAUCAAUAGAUUUUAGACAAAAGUGGCUUUUGAGUCCAAAGAUCAGGGCUGGGUUGACCUGCAGGGCAGAUCCAGGGUGUAUAAAAACAGGGGCAAGGCGCGGGCUGAUAGAAGAGCAAUCACCACCAAGUCCGUCAUCGCAGCAAGGGCUCAGCUGAAGGCUGGCCGAGGCAUCAGGAGUGAGGAUGGAGCAAGGAAUGAAUGCCCUUCAUGACUUUGGGAUCCAGUCAACGCACUACCUCCAGGUGAAUUACCAGGACUCUCAGGAUUGGUUCAUCUUGGUGUCCAUGAUCGCAGACCUCAGAAAUGCCUUCUAUGUCCUCUUCCCCAUCUGGUUCCAUCUCCGUGAAGCUGUAGGCAUCAAGCUCCUCUGGGUAGCGGUGAUUGGAGACUGGCUCAACCUCGUCUUUAAGUGGAUUCUGUUUGGACAGCGUCCAUACUGGUGGGUCAUGGACACAGAUUACUACCGCAACACAUCUGUGCCGCUGAUAAAGCAGUUUCCAGUCACCUGCGAGACUGGACCAGGGAGUCCCUCUGGUCAUGCCAUGGGCACAGCGGGUGUAUACUAUGUGAUGGUCACAUCCACCCUGGCUAUCUUCCGGGGGAAGAAAAAACCAACCUACAGAUUUCGGUGCUUGAACGUCGCUUUGUGGUUGGGAUUCUGGGCCGUGCAGCUGAACGUCUGUCUGUCCCGAAUCUACCUCGCCGCUCAUUUUCCCCAUCAGGUUGUUGCCGGAGUCCUGUCAGGCAUUGCUGUGGCUGAAACUUUCCGCCACAUCCAGAGCAUCUACAACGCCAGCCUCAAGAAGUACUUCCUCGUCACCUUCUUCUUGUUCGGCUUUGCCAUUGGAUUUUACCUGCUGCUCAAGGGGCUCGGCGUAGACCUCCUGUGGACGCUGGAGAAAGCCCAGAGAUGGUGCCAGCGGCCGGAAUGGGUCCACAUUGACACCACGCCCUUCGCCAGCCUCCUCAAGAACGUGGGGACCCUCUUCGGCCUGGGGCUGGCUCUCAACUCCAGCAUGUACAGGGAGAGCUGCAAGGGAAAGCUCAGCAAAUGGUUCCCGUUCCGCCUCUGCUGCAUCGUGGUCUCUCUUGUUCUCCUGCACCUCUUUGACUCUCUGAAGCCCCCGUCCCAAGUGGAGCUGAUCUUCUACGUCCUGUCCUUCUGCAAGAGUGCGGCCGUGCCCCUGGCAUCUGUCAGUCUCAUCCCUUACUGCCUUGCCCGGGUCCUGGGCCAGCCGGACAAGAAGUCUUUGUAAGGGCCUCGGAGCCUGCAGAGUUCAAGUUCAACUACCGACAGACCAAGCCAACCCCUGAGGGAGGCUAGGGUCUUCUGCCAGCCCAGAGGCCAGAGGUGCUGGAGUCAGCCCGGCGACCCCUCCCUCCAUUGCAAUUCCAAUUGUAUUGGGUGGGGGUUUUUUUGGAAAGCAAAUAAGGCUAGUUGAGAAAGCCUUAUCUGUUAGGAGUUGGGUCCUUCUGGAUUUUUCCCUGAAGACUUACUUGCUCUUCUUUGAGAUAACACGAAAGUGAGACUUCCAGGUAGGGCCUGCUCGCCACCCAGGUUGGGGAUCUCAACUGAGAAUUUUCUGCCUGUCCCCAUCCUUACACAGAAAAGGGAAAGGAGAAAGGAGCGGUGGACUUGACAGAGAAAGAAGGAUGACGGGUUAAGGAAGACUUUUUCAUAUCCUGCACAUCUUGUAAAUUAUGUUAUACAAUAUCUAAAUGGCUUUGAUUAUAUUUGAGUCUUUAGGUAAGGCACUCUUAAUAGUGGAGGACCAACUUAGAGUAUAAUUAAUGGGUAAUUAGUGGGGUGAUUCUGCUUCUUAUAUUUUUCUGUUAUAUAUCCAAGGUCUUUGCAUUUACCGGGAUUCCUGAAUGGCCGCAGUAACCUUGAUUUGUACUGGGUCAGAGCAUUCAGAUAUAAUCAAUUUCUCCUCUAUCACCCUAGAUCUCCCUCCUUGUUAGCCCUGCUCUGCUUUCCCUAGAAUUUUCCACUGGCUCCACAUCCUGUCGGAUACAGAGAUGCCUAAAAGCAGCUCUGGGGCAGUGCUUGUGUAUGGUUUAGUUAAACUCUGAAAUCUUGGACAAAAAAGCGAGGAGAAGGCAGGAGAGGCAAGGAAUCCUCUCCCCAGAAGGUCACUCCAAUGUUACUUUUGAUUCCUACAGGGUAAAUAUGACUCCUUUCUCUAUCCCAAGACAACCAAAAGCACAUUCUUAGAGGAAAAGCCAGCUUUCCUUUGCCUGUUCUUAAGUCUCAACUGAUUCGCAGAAUAUGUCUUAAAAAGAAUGUUUAAGCCUAUUUAUUUGAGAGUCCUUGUUUUUACUACUAAUUAUACAGUUCACCAUAUAUUACCAUUCACACCAGCCAUCCUGGUCAUAACAUCUUUGAAAAGGAAAAUAUAUAUGUGCAGUAUUUUAUUAAAACAACAUUUUAUUUAAGAACGAAGUCUUGCUGAUUACUGUAUUUUAGAUGCAAUUCGAUCUGAAGGUUCUAAUUCUGGCUCGGCUAAAUUUCUAGCUCUUUUUCUAUUUCCCUAAACAAAUCAUUUAGUCUCUGUGUACCUAUAUUUUCCCUUCGGAGAAAGAGAGUCUGGGGCUGGCCAGGAGUGCCCGUGGAGCUGGGGGGCCUACAAAGUGUCCACGGGGGCACAGAUAGUGUGGAGGGCAUCGGCCAAGAUUGAACAUUAGUUACCAGACCACAACAGGUCAGCAGGAGUGGCUUAAAGGGAUCAAGCUGCAACUUAAAGACAAAUACACAGGGUCAUUAACCAAACCAAGCAAUCAGGGAAUAUAAGUCACAGCAGCAGAAAAAGACCAGGUAGACUCUGGAAUCCAGGAAGCUGGUAUCAGCAAGGUUUGGGGUUAUGGUUAAAGAAAGUCAAAACAGGGGCCCCUGGGUGUCUCAGUGGGUUAAAGCCUCUGCCUUCGGCUCAGGUCAUCAUCAGGGUCCUGGGAUCAAGCCCCGCAUCGGGCUCUCUGCUUGGCGGGCAGUCUGCUCCCCCCGCUCCUUCUCUCUGCCUGUCUCUCUGCCUACUUGUGAUCUCUGUCUGUCAAAUAAAUAAAUAAAAUCUUAAAAAAAAAAAAAAAAAGAAAGAAAGUCAAAACAGAAUGAGUCGUAGCAACACGGAAACCUCAAGGGACUUCUUGAAGUUUUCUCCCCAAAUGAUUCAUUUCAUCCUGGGUGCGGGGACACCCCCUCCAAAGGCCUAGCCCUGGAUCUAGGAAGACAUCUGCUCACUUCCUUCAGAACUUUGGAAAGCGUGUCUUCAGGAAAGUAGAGUCCUCCUUCUGGAUUUGGGUUCUUAAGGGGCCAUGUAGCCCCUCGGAGACUCUACUGGCCUUCCAGACGGAGAAGGGAAUGGUCUUGUUCUGUCUAAACUGAGCACCAUUGCUCCGGCCUGACCCCUCUCCUUGAUGAUUAAUUUGUUCUCAGGGACCAGGUCCAGGUUCCUCGCAAUAGGACUCUGGCAGAAAGUGAGUAGUUCCCCUGCCCUUGGCAGUUGGUAAGGUCUAUGGGGACACAGAAUAGAUCAAAUUUACUGAGUACUUCUUCUAUGCCAAGCUCUGUUCUCUGCAUUUGAUUUAUUCAUACAACUAAUUCACUUAAUUCUCCCAAGCUGGGGGCUGUAAUUUAUCCAUAGACAUUACAUAUGAAUAAUGAGAGGGGAUAGGUAUCUUGCCCAGAAUGAGGAAGCCAGUUUAAGAACCAAGCAGCCUGGGGCACCUGGCUGGCUCAGUGGGUUAAAGCCUCUGCCUUUGGCUCGAUCGUGAUCCCAGAGUCCUGGGAUCGAGCCCCGCAUCUGGGCUCUCUGCUCAGCGGAGAGCCUGCUUCCACCUCUCUCUGCCUGCCUCUCUUCCUACUUGUGAUUUCCACCUGUCAAAUAAAUAAAUAAAACCUUUAAAAAAAAAAAAAAAAAAGAACCAAGCAGCCUGAUUCCAGAGUCCACAUGCCCCCACCCGUAGCCCCUCCCGGGGAUGGAUGCCAGUAAUCCUGGCAGCUCUUUCCAGGUGGCUCCGCCCGGUAGAGCAUGAAACUCUGGAUCUCAGCAUCCUUAGUUCAAGCCCCACACUGGGUGUGGAGCGCCUAAAAAUUAAAAAAUUAAAAAAACAAAAAAACACUGGCGGCUGUUUCAAACCAUCCUUCAGAUGCCAGAUACAACUUUAAAUUCAGCCCAGAGAGAAUUUGUUUUCUUGUGGCUGAAGGAAUUAUAAAACUUUGAGUGAUCCUCCCAGUGAGCUGGUCUUAGUUUCUAAGUAGGAAGACACCAUAUUUCAAAGGCAGUUUUAUAAAAUAACUGUUAGAACAGGGAUAACCAUAUUAGUUUAACUUGAGCUCUUUCUUUC